Messenger RNA from Sphenostylis stenocarpa, 1143 nucleotides. The record is from the annotation of a GenBank genome assembly. Lineage: Eukaryota; Viridiplantae; Streptophyta; Magnoliopsida; Fabales; Fabaceae.
AUGAUUGAAUCAAUUGCUGCAACUUCACUCCUUGUCCACCGUCCAAUUUGCAGUGGAAAUCUGGUCAAGGAUGUAGUUUUUAAGCGCAAAUAUUUGAAUUCUUGUCGGUUGCCGGCAACCGAGUUUUUUGGUGGUGGAAGGAUUGUGUUUUCUCUAACUUUGCCUGUCAAAUCUGAUAAGGAUAGAUUUAUGUUUUCAUCGAUUAAGGCUUUGGCUGUAGAGUUAACAAGAGAAGCACAUGCUUAUAAAGAAGAAUUGCCCAACAGUGAUAAUAGAGAUAAUAACAGGAUUGGUAGUGGAUUUGGUCAAAGGUCUGAGUCGUGGCCUCCGGCUAAUAGAGCCGAUAACCCCUCUCUCCGGAAUCCCUUACUCCGGCAUGAGAGGAUGGGAUGUGGUUGGUUGGGUGUUAUAUUUGAAUGGGAGGGCGUUCUCGUUGAGGACAAUCCUGAUUUAGAAAAGCAAGCCUGGCUGGCACUCUCUCAGGAAGAAGGCAAACCCUCUCCUCCUGCUUUUAUGCUCAAGAGAAUAGGAGGCAUGAAGAAUGAACAGGCAAUUUCAGAAGUUCUUUGUUGGUCGAGGGAUCCGGCACAGAUAAGAAGAAUGGCUAAUAGAAAGGAAGAAAUCUAUCAAGCUUUACACGGUGGGAUAUAUAGGUUUUUGUCAGGUUCUAAGGAGUUUGUCAGUGUUUUGAUGCAUUAUAAGAUACCAAUGGCUUUGGUUUCCACACGUCCCAGGAAAGCUCUUGAGUCUGCAAUAGGGGAGAUUGGGAUUGAGGACAAUUUCAGUGUCAUUGUAGCAGCAGAGGAUGUUCACAGGGGAAAGCCUGAUCCUGAAAUGUUUAUUUAUGCUGCCCAACUUUUGAACUUCAUACCUGAGAGGUGCAUUGUGUUUGGAAACUCAAAUCUAACAGUGGAGGCUGCACAUGAAGGACGGAUGAAGUGUGUGGCUGUUGCUAGCAAGCAUCCUGUCUUUGAGCUUGGGGCUGCAGACUUGGUUGUCAGGCGCCUAGAUGAGCUUUCAGUGGUUGAUUUGAAGAAUCUUGCAGACAUUGAAAUGACUGAAUUUGGGUCUCCAGAGCCUGAGGUGGAGCUGGAGAUGGAAAAAGAUUAUGACCCAUCAUCAGUUGAUGAUAAUUUCUGGUAA